AUGGCGUGUUCUUGGAUCGUUUGGUUGGUAGCAUUAGCAGUGACGGCGGAGGCCACGCUAUACGACGAUGAUUACGACACCUACACGAAAGCGUAUGACUACAAAAACGCAGAGAGCCGUACUUGUACACAGUCAGAGUUCCGCUGCAAGACAGGAAGAUGUAUUCCGCUGUCCUGGCACUGCGACAAUGAAAAAGACUGUCCUGAUGGUUCAGACGAGGAGCCGGGCACUUGCAAGGUGAAGUCGUGCGGGCCAGAAGAAUUCACUUGCAGAGGAAGAGACGGCGAAUGUGUUCCACUCACUUGGAUGUGCGAUGACAAUGCGGACUGCUCUGAUGGAUCAGAUGAAAAAGCAUGCAAUGAAACAUGUCGUUCGGAUGAGUUUACUUGCGGCAAUGGUAAAUGCAUCCAGCUGAGAUGGGUGUGUGAUGGAGACGAUGACUGCGGGGAUGAUAGCGACGAAGUUAAAUGUCCUGCACCCACCUGCCAUCCACAAACACACUUCUCCUGUGGAAAUGGGCACUGCAUUUCAGCAUGGUGGCGCUGUGAUGGUACUGAAGACUGUCCUGAUGGAACUGAUGAAGUGGGUUGCACGGCUACACCAAAAGUACGAUCUCCAUGCAUAUCAUCAGAAUUUGAAUGCAAAGAUCGCAUGACCUGCGUCCAUAAAGCGUGGGUGUGUGAUGGCGACCGAGAUUGCCCUGAUGGAGGAGAUGAAGACCCUCAACUCUGCCGAGGCAACGUCACCUGUAGACUGGACCAGUUCCAGUGCAAAGACCACAGCUGUAUCCCCGGAGCCUUGUAUUGCAAUGGAGAUAAAGACUGCCCUGAUGGUAGCGACGAAUUAAAUUGCACUGUAUUGAAGACUGUAUGCGACAAGAAGACAGAAUUUGACUGUGGAGGUGGAAUGUGCAUCCCUCUGUCGAAGGUCUGCGACAAGCAUCCUGAUUGCCCGAACUUUGAGGACGAGCCUCGAGACAGGUGUGGGGAGAACGAAUGUGCGAAGAACAACGGAGGAUGCACACAACGAUGUGUUGACACCCCAGUCGGAUAUUACUGUGAUUGUGAUAAAGGAUACAAGCUUGUGGACAAUAGGACUUGUGAAGAUGUGGACGAGUGUUCAGAUCCUGGCGCAUGUUCUCAGAUGUGCAUCAACGAGAAAGGGACCUUCAAAUGUGAAUGUCAUGCUGGAUAUGCUCGAGACCCUCGCGACCGCACCAGGUGUAAGGCUACAGAAGGACAUCCAUCACUCUUAUUCGCUAGACGAUUUGAUAUCCGCAAAAUCAGCCUUGACCACCAUGAAAUGGUAGCUAUUGUCAAUGAUACCAAGUCAGCUACAGCGUUAGACUACGUGUUCAGAACUGGAAUGAUCUUUUGGAGUGACGUCACUGAUGAGAAGAUUUACAAGGCACCAAUCGACGAAGGUACACAGAGGACGGUGGUCAUCGGAGACCAGCUGAUCACUUCAGACGGGCUCGCUGUCGACUGGAUCUAUAACCAUCUGUACUGGACGGACACUGGAAAGAAUCACAUUGAGUUAUCAGACCUCCAAGGCAAUAUGAGGAAGAUCCUAAUCAGGGACCAGCUGGAAGAACCAAGAGCAAUUGCUUUGAACCCUCUUGAUGGGUGGAUGUAUUGGACAGACUGGGGUCAGGUACCUAAGAUCGAGCGUGCUGGUAUGGACGGCUCCCACAGGCAGACCAUCGUGUCGUAUGACGUCAAAUGGCCCAAUGGUCUCACACUGGAUCUUGUCCGCAAACGUGUUUAUUGGGUGGACGCAAAAAUGAACAUGAUUUCUUCGUGCAACUACGACGGUACCGGUCGCAGGGUGAUCCUGUACUCCACAGAUGUGUUACGUCAUCCAUUCUCAAUCACCACCUUCGAGGAUUGGGUCUACUGGACCGACUGGGACAAAGCUGCCGUCUACCGCGCCAACAAAUUCAACGGAAAAGACAUUGAGGCUAUCACCCCUACUCACAACCUCCAAAACCCCAUGGUGAUCCACGUGUACCACCCAUACCGUCAGCCCGAUGGUGUGAACCAUUGCGCUGCUGUCAAUGGUCACUGCUCCCAUCUUUGUCUCCCUGCACCGCGCAUCGCUGCCCACGCGCCACGCGUCUCUUGCGCAUGCCCCAACGGACUAAGACUGCUGCCUGACAACCAGAUGUGCGUCGAAGACAAUGCAAUAAAACCAGAUGUGGAGGUGCAUAAUAAACCGACCAUUGGUUCAAAUGAAACCAUAGUUAUCGAGGAAAAACCUGUAACCAGUGUCCCUGAAACACCUAAGACUGGAACAGGAAUCUCAAGCAGCGGCCGCGAUGCCGGCAUGGUGGCAGGCGUCGUUGUGGCAGUAAUCUCUGGAAUUAUCAUAUUGGGAGCACUGAUCGCAGUGGUUAUGUACAGACAUUUCGUACACCGUAAUGUUACAUCUAUGAACUUCGACAACCCGGUGUACCGCAAGACUACGGAGGACCAAUUUGCGCUGGAGAAGAAUGGAUACGCACCGGGCAGCAAGCUGUACCCCAGUACCGUGGGCGAAGAGGCCCAAGAACCUCUCAACAAACCGGGUACAAAUGACUUUGUAUAG
This is a messenger RNA of Spodoptera littoralis (African cotton leafworm), 2586 nucleotides long. The record is from the annotation of a GenBank genome assembly. NCBI's taxonomy places the organism in Eukaryota, Metazoa, Arthropoda, Insecta, Lepidoptera, Noctuidae.